GCUCCAAAAAAUAACGACUACACGUGUAGGUACUUCAGAACAACAAAGUUAGUUAUGUGUAGCUUGCUUUACCUUUCUUCAUUCGCCAGCUAACCGUUAAAUACUCAUCGCCGGCGAUCUGUAAACUCCGAUCACUUUUCCGUCACCUUACUAACAAUGUCAUGGUUGGGUCGAUCAAUCGCCAACUCCCUGAAUCUCGACGACGACACAAACAACGUCGUUCCACCUCCCAAUCAAGAUCACUCAACUGACAAUCCAAAAUCGGAAAAUCAUCAACAAAUAGACGAUUUAUCUUCACCGACAUCGACUUCACGUGGUGUUAAAGAGGAUCUGUCGGAGCUAACUAAAACACUAACCAGUCAAUUUUGGGGAGUCGCGUCAUUUUUAGCUCCACCUCCACAAUCCGAUUCGUAUAAGCCUCUAGAUGACUCCAAAUCGGAUCCGGGUGAGGAGGAACCCGACCCGGCGUCGGGGAUCGUAGGUCUUCAGACUGACUUUGCUGAAAUCAGUGGGAAGUUCAGGAGCGGGAUAUCUAUACUGUCCAACAAUAUUGCGGUGUCGGAAAUUACGAAAAUGGCGUCGAAUUUACUGCAAUUGGGACCGGAAGAGGAGGAAGGCUUUGAUCUGGACAAAGGUGUUGUUGGUGUUACGGAAGAAGUAGUGGUUUUCGUAAGGGACAUUGCGAUGCAUCCUGAAACUUGGUUGGAUUUCCCUUUGCCCAAAAAUGAAGAUGAAGAAGAUUUCUACUUAUCUGAUGCACAGCAAGAGCAUGCCUUAGCUGUUGAACAACUUGCCCCAAGAUUGCCUGCUUUGAGGAUUGAACUCUGCCCAAUUUACAUGAGUGAAGCUCGCUUUUGGGAGAUAUACUUUGUACUCCUUCACCCUCGACUGGAUAAACAAGAUGCUAAGCUUUUGUCAACACCACAGGUUGUCAAAGCCAGGGCCUCAUUGGCACAAGAGUUGCAUAAGCGAACUAAGCCAAUAGAAGAAGACUGGCCAGAGAAGAGGACUUCUGAAUCAAAUGACAGAAAUGACUCCGGGCAUGAAGAGAUUGUCUCAGUGCCGUCCACUGCGCUUUCUGCAAAUGUGGUUCAAGAGAUGUCUAGUGUGGAACCAAGCACUUUUACUGGGGUACCUGUCCCUGGUACCGAGAAGCAGCCUGUCCUUGGUACUGAGAGCCAAGUUGUUGACAAAGCUGUGGUUGAAGGACUUGUUACCCAUAGUAAUGUUGGAAAGCAGCCUGUAAUUAGCAGUGAAAUCCAAAUUGUUGACAAACCAGUGGUUGAAGGAGGACUUAUUACCCAUAGUAAAGUUGAAAAGCAGCCUGUGAUUAGCAGUGAAAUCCAAAUUGUUGACAAACCAGUGGUUGAAGGAGGACUUGCUACCCAUAAGAAUGUUGAAAAACAGCCUGUGAUUAGCAGUGAAAUUCGAAUUGUUGACAAAUCUGUGGUUGAAGGAGGACUUGCUAGCCAUAAGAAUAUUGAAAAACCACAAUCUGUUUCCACUAGUAAGUUAGAAGAGAGUGAUGAAGAUGAUGGUGAUGAUUGGUUAAAGGAAGAAGGCGCAGAAUUUGUAGGUGUUAGUAAGACCACCAUUCCUGUUGACAAUGAGGAGGAUGUAUCAUUUAGUGAUCUUGAAGAGGACAACAUGGAUGUGCCUGCAAAUGUUAAGGAAGUAAAUUACAGUUGUGAGAAGGACUCUCAAUAUUGUGUUCAGUUGAGAAAAAGCUCCACCAACUUGUGAAAGAUGCCAACCCUUUUGGAUCCAUACCCCUGAUAGCAAAGAGCCCAGUGACUGGCUGAAUGCUGAUGACACUGAGUAAGAUUUGAACAUAGUUUUCCUCCCACUCAUUUCUUUUUAUGCUUUGAGUAUUUUUUUGGUUCUAAACGCUGAACUUUGCUCUCUGGAGUAAUGAUUCUAAAACAUUAAGUUUGUACAUAGAACACGAAAUGAAGAAUUACUAGUUUUUUUUUUUUUUUAAAUUACAUUUGACAGUGCAAGCCAAUGAAGGGGGCUCCAUUGAAUCACCUUCCUUGGAAAAUAAUUUAGGUUUCAAGUUUGAAAGUUUUGUACCCCUUAUGAAAUUCCUGGUUCAGCCACUGACAUUUCGUACGAUAGUUUCAGUUACCUUCAUAGUGUUAGAAAUUGUUGGAACACUUGCAGCUUGGAUGCUAUAUGCAAUUCUGAUGUAGCCGCUUUUUGUUUGUUUAACCUGUGGAGGCCUGAGCAUAACUUUGUUUUAGGCAUAAGAAUCUAGGGAGACCAGGUUCUAUCUAGCAUCUAAGCUCCAUUU
This is a messenger RNA of Solanum dulcamara, 2293 nucleotides long. RefSeq lists its product as uncharacterized. Bases 157 to 1743 code for a protein of 528 amino acids. Lineage: Eukaryota; Viridiplantae; Streptophyta; Magnoliopsida; Solanales; Solanaceae. The record is from RefSeq and is a predicted model, not a curated record. The transcript is spliced from 3 exons.